AUGAGCUGUGAUUGAUAUUUGUUAAAUAAAAAUAUGAAUUUUACAACUUUUAAAAUAUAUGUGAAAACCUAUCGAAAACUCAAUUUAAACAAAAGCCUAGCAUCAAAUAAGUGUGAUUAUAAAUAAACCAAUCCAAAUCCCACUAAAGAAAAAGGCUUUCAGGGUCCAAGGCCCUAAAAAUUAAACACCUAAAUAAAGCAAAAAUAAAAAGUGAAACAUUGCGAAAUAUUUUUACGAAAUUACGAUUUACUCAUUUUUGCAUUGAAUAUUUGUGCGUGUGUGCCAAGCAAAGUGAAAGUAAGCAUGGAGCUCAUGAAAAUGAAUAUGCGUAUUUCCAGAUUGCGAACGACAAAACUAAUAACGCGGAAUACAGUAGUUGCGCUGCUCUUCAUCUUCCUUGUAAAUCUCACCGAUAGCACGGCCAACUUUGGGUUCGACUCAGCGAACUCGUGUAACCCAAACGGUAAAAUUUCCCGGCGUGGACGUGCUCAGAUGCUGGCAGCGAUACCAUGUGAUCUGGCAAAGCAACCAUUUUGUCAUCUACCAGGUUCAAUUUAUCCGUGGCACGCGGUGCGGCGAUUCGUUCACGAGAAUCAGGGUCUGAUGAAGCGCAUGUACGGCGAUGUGCGACAUAUAUCAAUACUACGCGAUGAGAUACAGAAUAACGAAGUAGUCGAUGUGGACGACAUAGAAGACGCAGCGGAUCGGUAUUCGAAGACACCACGUGGAGCAAAGUUCAUGUUGCAACGCAGAGACGGAGACCGCGAUGAAUUUGGCAGUUACAAGGGCAUUGAUGUCAUCAAGGAGCCGCAUUUCCGGCCUGUAUCUGCAAUGGGAAGCACAACCACACCGUCCACAACAUCAACAACAGUCUCCAGCUCACCAACAACUGCUCCCACAUCAAGCUCAAGUAGCCCUACAACAUUAAGUAUAUCGUCAGGAGCCGCAAUUGACGAGUUGCAACUAGAGACAGUGCCGGAUGGUGACCGUGAGAGACCCAGUUUGGAGUCGAACAGCGUCUACGAGUUGCCCAGCAGCACAAGUUCCAAGACAGUCUCGACAAGCACCACAAGUCGCCCACAAACUACAGAAAGAGCUAAUUCCGAGUCUGGCGAUAAUAUAGAAGUCAUCGCCGCGCCACAGCUGGGAGAAGCCCCCAAGAAAGUCGAGGGUAGCCAGGGCCUUCACAAUAUAAGCAUAGCAACUGUUCCGGUCACUCUGGCUACUGUGGUAAAAGUCUCUACGACGGCAACUAAGCGUACCACAGCGGUGCCCAGUCGCAAACAGAAGCCCAGCGAGGCUCCCACUCCUUCUACAACUCCCCUAAAGGUGACUUUAAAAGCCACAAAUUCGAAUACGAGCACAGCAGACACGGCAGCAUCAGGUGCCACAGUCAGCAACACAAGCACAGUUGGAUUGAUGGCCCGCAAAAAUGUUACCAAAACGACGAUGGGAAGCACCACACCGGUGAGCUUCGCAUCGCUUUUCUCAUCCACAUUCACAGCUCUGAGUAUGGACAAACAAAAACGUCCACUAACAACCAGCACCACUGCAGCACCCCCGAUGACAUCCUCAAAGGCAGGUCUCUUGAAGGAGGGUGGCCAGCUCUUCCAGGAUGCCAUUAAGCAAGAACCCGUUGCGGUAACUAGCAACAUGCGUGGCGUCAAUGCUUGUCCAGUCAAGGAUGAGGUGGUUGCUCCAUUCUGGGCUAAUAACACACGCGGCGAGGUCUUGGCUCUGCUCAAUCUUUAUCCCUUCGAGCAGUACGUGCACUGGGAGAAGUGUACCCAUGAGUUCAAGCAGAUGUUCUGCCGCGAUGGAUGCCGCUGUGAGCAGCAGUAUCGAUUGCAUCGGCUAUUGGCCUAUGAUCCGCACAACGAAUGCCGUGGCAUAUUUUCAGACUGGUUUCGCUUUCCCUCAAGUUGCAUUUGCAAGUGCUACAAUAUACCCAUGGAAUUUCGUGCCACUUCGAGAAGUCCGCGUUCCGACAAUAGCUUCGAUGCACCACAAUCCCAGCCCAUCGACCCCAUAGGUGCUGCCGAGGCAGAAGUUCAGCGUGCUAUCUAUGAGCAUGCCACAGAUCAAUGGUAUCGGCCUCGUGAUGAGUUUGAUAUCUUUGAGGGCUAGUCACCCGAAUUCCUGAGCUAUGGAUUAGCUCAUCAGAAUGAGGCUUUGGACAGACCUAGUCCCUUGGAACUGUACAGUAAUAUGAAUAAAUUUAGGAUUCCCGCGCACUGAAAUAAAUUUCAUUAUCUUUGCUAAAUAAUUUUUUGAUUAGUGUAGAACUUUCCGACAAGAGAUCAAGCUAUUUAUUCUCAAUCAUAAUCAGCGUAGAAAUCCUAUUUAAAACACAGAUUUCCACUUCCCAGCCAGCUUGCUACGUAAGACAGUUUAUUCGGCUUUAUAGGUUGCAGGUUACCGGCACUCCACCCAAGCAGUUAUGAAUUCUCAUAAAUGGGGAAUUCCGUUCUUAGGUUAUAUUUAUAAAUUAUAAUUGAACAAAAAGGAAUGUGUUUUUGUAAAUAUAGUUAAACACAAAAUCCUACCCAGCGACAAUUUUACAGAGCGAAUGUACCUUAAAUUAUUUGUUAAACGAUUUCGUGGCAGCUACGUUUAAUAAAUAGUAUUAGCUAUUAAUCAUUUAUAUUACAUAACGCAACUGUGGCCAUAAAUAAAAUCAUUCUUUAUAAAUAAAAUGAAAAAUAAUUUGGAAAAAUACAUAUUUAU
Drosophila albomicans is the source of this 2727-nucleotide messenger RNA. It is a transcript of the gene spz4, whose product is annotated as protein spaetzle 4. The record is from RefSeq and is a predicted model, not a curated record. Gene Ontology annotation, biological process: innate immune response; regulation of Toll signaling pathway; central nervous system formation. The transcript has 4 exons. The coding region runs from base 304 to 2127 and encodes 607 amino acids. Lineage: Eukaryota; Metazoa; Arthropoda; Insecta; Diptera; Drosophilidae. Gene Ontology annotation, molecular function: Toll binding; growth factor activity. Gene Ontology annotation, cellular component: extracellular region.